Oryzias latipes (Japanese medaka) is the source of this 912-nucleotide messenger RNA. It is a transcript of the gene cox14, whose product is annotated as cytochrome c oxidase assembly factor COX14. NCBI's taxonomy places the organism in Eukaryota, Metazoa, Chordata, Actinopteri, Beloniformes, Adrianichthyidae. The record is from RefSeq and is a predicted model, not a curated record.
UUCUUGUCCCUUCUGUCUUUCCGUACCUUACAAAAGCGAAUGUAAGCACGGUGACUGCUAACUAACUAGCUCCCCUGUUGACAUUGAGGCAGAUUGUCGCGAUUUGCUUCUUUAUUGGAAUAAAUAUCAGAGGGUUACCGUCAUCAUCAUGUUGACAGGAAAACGCCUGGCGGACAUCGGAUACCGUGCUUUUUCUGCCUCCAUGAUGCUGCUGACAGUGUAUGGCGGCUACCUGUGUUCGAUGCGAGCGUACCGCUACGUGCAGAAACAGAAACACCUGAAAGUGGCUGCAGAGAACCAGGAUGCUGAAAUCAUCAAGGACUGACAUCGCACAGACUGCUCUGUUCAGCGUACAUGUGGACAUCUCCUACUCCUCUUUCUUGAGCACAUUACUAAAAAUGGCUGUUCUCUUUUGGAGUUUGGGACUCUAAGGUCGCUUCACAAACCCAAGAGGGUUUUUAAAAAUGUUUCAUCGAGCUAAUUAUUAGGACCAUUUAUUUUGUCCUAUUGUUUUGCAUUUAAAUGAAGUGACUCCGUUUCAGUAAAAAUGGCUGCAGUUGUUUGUACUUUAUUGUUAAAUAGUUUUGGUCACAGUGUAAUGUUUUUUUUUGUUUUUUUUACUGAGUGGCAAAAUCCUGUUUUAAAAACAUUUAUUUUAAAAUACAUCUGUACAGGCACUCAAGUGGGAACACAGUAAACAGUGGUCCUCAACCCUGGAUUGUUUUAAGUGACACAUUUCCUACAAAUGUGGCCUCAGAAAAAUAGUAAAAAAACAGUAAAACAGCUUAAAAAAACCAACAAUAAAUUUAAGCAGUGAAUCCACAAUGAACUGGAGAAAAAAGAUGGGCCAACAGUUUUCCUGUCACAGAGCAGCUGUUCCUUUAAAGCUGAUAAACCAAAGCUACAAGAAAA